CUCAGUCAAUUGUCAAAGAAUAAAUAAAUAUGGAGAAGACAUUUUCAGUACUAUUGGUUUUCAUCAUUUUCUUCAUAAUUUUUGCUUCCGUUGAAAAUAAAAUGCAAGCAAAUGCAUGCAUGGAAGGUCUCGGUAAUUGCCAGCAAUGUGAUGCAAGAUGCAAGGCCAAGUACGGACCAGAAGGCAAAGGCAGUUGUGAUGUCAGGAAUCAAUUGUGCACGUGUUACUACCCAUGCGGAAAAGGUCCUUCGUCACUCGGCCCACUCCAGUCCAAUACAUGCAACGCUGUACUUCCCGUGUGCGACGAUAAAUGUGAUAGUGAGUGUUGCAACCAAAUAUGUGCGCAAAAUUAUUUACUAGGAAGUGGACUUUGUGACAGCAAUGGCGGUAUUUAUAUGUGCAAAUGCCAAUAUAGUUGCUAAAAUUAUUUCAAUUCUUUUAAAAUAGGCAAAACCGAUUAAUUGUCUUUUUCUGUUUCAACUUG
Messenger RNA from Camelina sativa (false flax), 484 nucleotides. RefSeq names its product defensin-like protein 183. The record is from RefSeq and is a predicted model, not a curated record. Lineage: Eukaryota; Viridiplantae; Streptophyta; Magnoliopsida; Brassicales; Brassicaceae.